Messenger RNA from Dendrobium catenatum, 1088 nucleotides. RefSeq names its product equilibrative nucleotide transporter 3-like. The record is from RefSeq and is a predicted model, not a curated record. The annotation marks the transcript as partial. The transcript has 5 exons. Gene Ontology annotation, biological process: nucleoside transmembrane transport. Gene Ontology annotation, cellular component: plasma membrane. Lineage: Eukaryota; Viridiplantae; Streptophyta; Magnoliopsida; Asparagales; Orchidaceae. Gene Ontology annotation, molecular function: nucleoside transmembrane transporter activity.
CAUAUGUUAAUUAAGUUUUUUGCUGAAAUUUACUAAAUUCUGGAAUGAUUUUCUGUUGCCGGUGCUUUCAAAAUUAUAUUCUUUAUGUUACAUUGCUGCACGGAAUGGGAUAAAGGUUUGAUGUUGUUGUUGUAUGUUACAUUGUUCCAAAAUACACCGAUGUUUAUGUUUAUAGGCUAACAGAAUAGAAUAUUCCCUGCAUCUAUACAAAUGGUAUUUGUUUACCAUAUAUUAUGAUUUACUGAAAUAUUAUCUUGAUUUUUUUCUCUGAUUGCAGAGGUAUCACCCAACAAGAGUACUUACUAUUGUUUAUCAGCCUUUUGCCUUUGUUACUGUUGCAAUACUUGCAUAUAAUGAAGCAAAGCUCAAUACCAGAAAAAGGAACUUAUUUGGCUAUACCCUAUUCUUUAUAAGUACAGUGCUUGUGAUUAUUUUAGAUUUGGCAACCUCUGGAAGAGGAGGGAUAGGAACCUUCAUUGGGGUAUGUGUUCUUAGUGCAGCUUUUGGUAUUGCUGAUGCUCAUGUUCAAGGGGGCAUGGUUGGUGAUCUUGCUCUUAUGCAACCUGAGUUCAUUCAGUCAUUCAUGGCUGGUUUGGCUGCAUCAGGAGCUUUAACAUCUGCAUUAAGGUUGAUUACAAAGGCAUCUUUUGAGCACAAACAUGAUGGCCUUAGAAAGGGAGCAAUGCUGUUCUUCGCAGUCGCAUCAUUUCUGGAACUGUUAUGUGUUCUUCUUUACGCGUACGUCUUUCCGAAACUGUCUAUUGUGAGAUACUAUCGAGCGAAGGCUGCUUCAGAAGGGUCGAAGACAGUUUCUGCUGACCUCGCAGCUGCUGGCGUAGAAGUGAAGAAUGAACAAGUGGUUGAAGAAGAUCCAAAACGCAUAGAACUUUUGACAUUGAAGCAGUUGUUGAUGAAGAAUUUGGAUUAUGCAUUGGAUUUGUACCUGAUUUAUGCUCUUACAUUGUCUAUUUUCCCUGGAUUUCUGUCUGAAGAUACUGGAAACCAUGCACUGGGAUCAUGGUAUGUUCAUAUUUGUUUUGUUUUUUCCAGCUUUAAAGUUCAGAAGCAAAAACAACAACAUCAAUCCU